GGGCGAAGGGUGAUGAUGUCCGAUCAUCUACCGGCUACGAUACGUCAAACGAGUUUUUGGUUAACGUUUCUGCGUUAAUUCGUCGCGUCACGCUAAUUAUUAUGAGACGGAAAUAAAGGAGCCGCGUGAUUGGCCGUGUUCGAUAAAUCGAAUUGACGGAUCGUUAUCCGCGAAUGUUUAUACGGGUGAACGUCAGUGUGCAGACAGAAAAUAGAGGGCCCUUUUGCCAGUCGCGGUUGUGCAACGUUCUCACGUGUGUUUUUCUGCGAUCGUAAAUUGAGUUGGACAUUCGUCUGUCAGCGGGACUGAGGUUCAAAUCGAGUGAGAAAUGAGAACUACAUCGUUGCUCGUUCUCGUCGCUUGUCUGCAGUGUCAUGUCACCGGUUCCCGUGCUGUUCCAGUAAGAACGACUGGACAAAUACUUCUGGGAGAAGUUGAUAUCGCAGCUGAAGAAGAUAACGCUGGCGAGAUAACUACAGAAGAGUCGUUUCCCAAAAAAUGCGUCGUCGAUGGAAACAGUUAUUCUCACAGCCAAACGAUACCAUCGUACGACUUGAACUCCCAUUGUCUCUGCGUAGUCGGUGAAGUAUAUUGUUGGUGGCAGAAUUACAAUCCGAGCACCGGUACUUCUGUCGACGUCUCGUUCCUCCCGUCGACGACGAUAGAAAGUAAUUACACGCCGUCGCUGGAGGGCAACACGAAUGCCGUCGACAGUUUGGAAGCUUCCGGUGAUCCGGUAGAGGAGCCAUCCGUCGAGCAGCAGGGAUACGCGGAGAUUAACGCGAGCUACUCGACUACAUCGCAAACUGCGCCGACCACGUGUCUCGUGAUGGGAAGAGAAUACCGGGAGGGCGAGGUGCUUCCUCACUCGACCGGAAAUUGCAUCGAGUGCAGCUGUGGAUCCGAGGGCCGUGUCGAGUGUUCGCCACGCGACUGUGUGGCCCUUCGACCUGAGAUACCAGUUUCACCGGAUAUACCCAACGCACCAGACGGCGAUUUUGAAGUGUUCAAUCUUGCCAGGGACCGGGGCAUCGACGAGAGCUUCUAAGGAAUCCGAUAAUAACGAUCGUCACCUGUUCG
Molecule: messenger RNA, 1080 nt
Organism: Megachile rotundata (alfalfa leafcutting bee)
Lineage: Eukaryota; Metazoa; Arthropoda; Insecta; Hymenoptera; Megachilidae
Source: RefSeq, a predicted model, not a curated record